CAUUAGUAGAUAGGUAGGAAUCAAAAUAUAUCGAAUCAGUCAUCUUAAGCCAAAAAUAUCCUACCGAAUGAAGAGAUUAUUAGCGAAAUGGGAAGAUCCUAUACUUUUUAGUUUUCAUUACAAAACGAAUAAAUCAGAAAAAAAUAGAUUAUUUUGGGAAAUAAUUUUUUGGCCAAACAAAGUCGAAUUUUGUACAUGUGGCAAUUAUCCAAAUGACUUGAAAAACUCCAUAGACAUGCGCUAAUCCGUAAUAUUAGUCACUUGGCCUAAUAAGCUUUAAAGUAAGAUUAUCUAAAAGGCCCGAUAAGGGGAAAAAAAGAGGCCGGGCCCAAAACGCGAGAGCAUAGUCGAGGCCCAAUAUAACGCUAAACAAAACCCUUUCGGUCGCUCUCCCAAACCCCGCCGUCGCAUCUUCUCAUCUCUCUUCCCCAUUCCACCGGAGGAAAAUCCUUCCCCGCUUUCGCUCCAAAUCCGAUCAAAUGGCGACACUGAAGGAGAUUCUGACUCGGCGCCCCGUUGCGGCCACGAUCCGACUCACAGUCCCCGCCGGAGGAGCCCGGCCGGCGCCGCCCGUCGGUCCGGCGCUCGGGCAGUACCGAUUGAACCUGAUGGCCUUCUGCAAGGACUUCAACGCCCGGACCCAGAAGUACAAGGCGGAAACCCCGAUGUCGGUGACGAUAACCGCGUUCAAGGACAACACCUUCGAGUUCACCGUCAAGUCGCCGUCGGUCACCUGGUACCUGAAGAAGGCCGCCGGGAUCGAGUCCGGCAGCAGCCGCCCCGGCCACGUUGCGGCUUCUUCCGUCACGCUGAAGCACGUCUACGAGAUCGCCAAGGUAAAGCAGUCGGAUCCUUACUGCCAGUACAUGUCGCUCGAGUCCAUUUGCAAGUCCGUCAUCGGCACCGCCAACACCAUGGGGAUUAAAGUCGUCAAGGAGUUGGAAUGAGAAGAUGGAAAAAAUCUGGAAUCUUUGUUCUUCAAUUUUAGCAAGGAUCUGUUUCUGGGUUUCCUUUUGGGUGUGUGUUUCCGGUUGUAACCUGUUUUGGACGCACUGAAUUGAGACACGAUUAUAGGAAAUCCAUGUUUUAGGGUGACGUCUCUCUAAUAACAGACGAUUCCCCAAUUGGGUUCUUCCAAUCUAUCUAACAUGUUCCUAUCUGCUGAUGAAGCUAUUGUACUGUGUUUGCGACAUUGCUGAACAAAUCGAGCUUUCUUCGUAUUGGGUUGUUGUGCAAUGCUUAGAAGAACGAAUGAUCACAGUGUAUCUGUCUGUUGUGCAAUGCUUAGAAGAACGAAUGAUCACAGUGUAUCUGUCUGUUGUAGUCUCUGUAUAAAUUGUUGCAUCAGUUAGUCAUGUCAUGUAAAACCAAGCAGAAGUAUGGUAGAUGAUGGUCUAAUAUGUUGAUAAAUUCACAGCACCAGGAAUCGAUACUCAGAAUCAUAAGAAAUGCUGGUUCACAAACAAGCAAUUGGUGACUCUACCUUUAGCCCCUGAAAGGGCGUUGGGUUACAAUAAUUGCCUUCUCAUCCU
This is a messenger RNA of Linum trigynum, 1532 nucleotides long. Lineage: Eukaryota; Viridiplantae; Streptophyta; Magnoliopsida; Malpighiales; Linaceae. The record is from the annotation of a GenBank genome assembly.